AAAAAGUCUUAGAAUUAAGAUCCCAAAAUCUGUGCGAUUCUCAGAGGCUAUACUCCGACUCCAUGGAAGAGGAAAAGGAAGAAAUCGGAUUCGAUAUCGGACUGGAGAAGGACAUCGAAGAGCUGAAACUUGAAGAAGAUGAACAGCAGCAGCAGCAGCAAAAAUCAGUAGGAGACGAUAAUGUUUUGCGAUUUCUGGAUUCGAUGGAUAGUUAUUUGACUCUUUUCGAUUCUUUAUCUCAUACACUUCGUCAGGGUUGGCUGGAGUUGGCUGGUGCUCGGCAUUCAAUGGGGGCUUCACGCAUCAAUAGCGCUUUACUGGACCUUAAAGUCCACUCUGCUUCUACUUUAUUGCAAGUAUCAGAAGGUCAUGAUUCCAUGGAGGAGCAACCGCACUUCAUCUUGCGGAAAUGGGGAUCCUUGGAUUGUUCUAGGUAUCAAAAUUCCAAAGAGGGUGAAUUGCAGGCGAAACCUGGGAGUCCACGUCUACGGCAACGGGGCAAUUCCCAGGUUUCUGAAGAGAUAACAUCUCCGAAGCAAGCUGCGCUAAAGGUCGAUGACCAAGUUCAAAAGGAGCGAUCAAGAUCUCUAUCUGUAUUUGGUACUCUUGUUUCCCCAAAGCUUCGAGAUGCCCAGCUAUCAUUUGAGACAGCACUGGAGACAAUUGUAGAAAUAGCAAACAUGCGUUCAGAAAUGCUUUCUGCUUUCGAUGGUGUCAACAAAGAAUUACGAGUCGCCAAAGAGAAGAGAUAGAGUAUGUUCUUUGAGGCACAAUUAGCUUUCUAAACCCAUCCGCGUGUUGGUAAUUGUAUGCCAGAAUUGUGUUUCUAUAGUGUGGGUUCCCAAUAACAUUGCUGAAAUCUCGUAUGUGGCGGUGAUGGAACCAACGGAAUGAUAAUUUAUUUUUUAUUUUUUAUUUUUUAUUUUUUGUGUUAAUUGAUAAUUGGGAUUCUGAAAUCUUUAGUAUAUGCCUAUAUGGUAUUAAACUGCUGAGCCUGGGUUUUACAGGGUUGUCAAA
Jatropha curcas is the source of this 1017-nucleotide messenger RNA. RefSeq names its product coiled-coil protein. The record is from RefSeq and is a predicted model, not a curated record. Gene Ontology annotation, biological process: vacuolar proton-transporting V-type ATPase complex assembly. NCBI's taxonomy places the organism in Eukaryota, Viridiplantae, Streptophyta, Magnoliopsida, Malpighiales, Euphorbiaceae.